Messenger RNA from Dioscorea cayenensis subsp. rotundata (Guinea yam), 1172 nucleotides. Its product is annotated as protein EXORDIUM-like 3. Lineage: Eukaryota; Viridiplantae; Streptophyta; Magnoliopsida; Dioscoreales; Dioscoreaceae. The transcript has 2 exons. The record is from RefSeq and is a predicted model, not a curated record. Bases 25 to 1083 code for a protein of 352 amino acids.
ACUCUCACCCGUCUCCGGCGAAGCAUGCGCCCCUCACGUGCCGGCGUGCUCCGGACACCGCCGGCGAGCUCACCCUCCCCACUCCUCAUCCUCUUCAUCUCCCUCCUCUCCAUUUCCACCCAAUCCUUUGCCUGGCGACCAUGGCCUAACCGGAACCCUAACGGAACCUUUAACUUCGGCGAUUCAAAGAAGUACGAAGGCUCGUCGGAGUUCGUCCACCUCCGUUACCACAUGGGCCCGGUCUUGACGGCGAACAUCACCGUCCAUCCGAUCUGGUACGGCGCAUGGGACCCACCCAAGAAGCGCAUCAUCCGAGCGUUCAUUCGCUCCAUCUCGCCGGAUGGCGCCGCGCCGCCGAAGCCAUCGGUGGCGGCUUGGUGGCGCACUGUGGCUUUGUACACGGACCAGACUGGCUCGAACGUGAGCCGAGCCGUCCGGCUUGGCGCCGAGAAGAAUGACCGGCUUUGCUCGCACGGGAAGCGGCUGAGCCGGCUCACGGUUCAGCACGUGAUCCGGUCCGCAGUCUCGGCCCGGACCCGGCCCUUGCCGGUGAACCCGCAGGGUGGUCUUUAUCUCCUGCUGACGUCUGAUGACGUCUACGUCGAUGAUUUUUGCGGACAGGUAUGCGGAUUCCACUACUUCACAUUCCCAUCGAUCGUGGGCUACACACUGCCAUACGCGUGGGUGGGGAACUCAGCGCGCGCUUGUCCAGGUGUGUGCGCGUGGCCGUUCGCCGUGCCGGCGGGGUACGGAGGGCCGCGUGCCGGAGCGCCGCCGAACGGAGAUCUUGGCGUUGACGCCAUGAUCAGCGUCAUUGGUCACGAGUUGGCCGAGAUGGCGUCCAAUCCGCUCGCUAAUGCUUGGUACGCUGGCACAGACCCUUGUUUUCCGACUGAGAUCGCUGAUCUAUGUGAGGGGAUCUACGGUACCGGUGGUGGAGGGUCGUACACCGGGCAGCUCACCGUCGAUGGGCGAGAUGGGGCGGCGUAUAACUUGAAUGGGGUUGGGGGGAGGAGGUUCUUGGUGCAGUGGGUUUGGCACCCGGAGUUAAAUUACUGUUUUGGCCCUAAUGCUUUGGAUUAGUGAUUAUUAUUAUUAUUAUUAUUAGUCUUGUAAACGAGAUUUUUAUAUUUAUGUAUAAUUUGGUAAUUUUAAAGUCAUGAUUAUGAGUU